Alternaria burnsii is the source of this 4215-nucleotide messenger RNA. Its product is annotated as mfs transporter. Gene Ontology annotation, cellular component: membrane. NCBI's taxonomy places the organism in Eukaryota, Fungi, Ascomycota, Dothideomycetes, Pleosporales, Pleosporaceae. The coding region runs from base 1 to 4215 and encodes 1404 amino acids. The transcript is spliced from 12 exons. Gene Ontology annotation, molecular function: transmembrane transporter activity; carbon-sulfur lyase activity; oxidoreductase activity. Gene Ontology annotation, biological process: transmembrane transport. The record is from RefSeq and is a predicted model, not a curated record.
AUGGCUCAAGCGCAGACGGAUUAUUCCGCCGAAAAGUACACGCCCAGCCAUCAUGAAGAUCUCAAGAAUGAGGACGCGCACCAGAUUGCAGGACACGGUCAUGCUGCCACAGACAUCUACGGACAUGCCCUGAUGGAGUUCGAUAAGAAGGCUGAGUCACGUCUCAGGCUGAAGAUUGAUCUGUACAUCAUCCCGACCGUGGCCCUCCUCUACCUAUUUUGUUUCAUCGAUCGUGCCAACAUCGGAAACGCUCGCCUAGCUGGUCUCGAAAAGGAUCUUGGACUCACUGGCUAUGAUUACAAUACCGUCCUAUCUAUCUUUUACAUCAGCUACAUUAUUUUCGAGAUUCCUUCCAACAUCUGCUGUAAAUGGAUGGGUCCUGGAUGGUUCAUUCCCAUCAUCUCACUAUGCUUCGGCAUUGCAUCGAUUGGCACGGCUUUUGUCCAUGACAUCAGUGCGAUUUGUGGAGUUCGCUUCCUUCUGGGUAUCUUCGAAGCUGGUAUGCUACCAGGUAUCGCAUACUAUAUGUCUCGUUGGUACAGACGCUCUGAGCUUGCGUUCAGACUGUCGCUAUACAUCGUCAUGGCUCCUCUGGCCGGUGCUUUUGGAGGAUUAUUGGCAUCAGCGAUCCUCACACUCGACUCCUUCGGCUCCCUUACACGCUGGAGGAUGAUUUUUGCGAUUGAGGGCAUAGUCACCUGCUGUCUGGCACUUAUCUCGUUCGUAACGCUGACGGAUCGCCCGGAGACUGCGCGCUGGCUGACUCAAGCGGAAAAAGAUCUGGCCAUUGCUCGUGUCAAGUCUGAGCGUGUUGGCCAGAACGAGGUGCUGGACAAACUAGAUACAAAGAAGACGCUUCGUGGUAUCUUCAACCCUGUAGUGCUGACGACCUCUUUCAUUUUCCUGCUCGACAAUAUUACGGUACAGGGUCUUGCUUUCUUCGCGCCUACCAUCGUCAGGACGAUCUACCCUCGAGAUUCAGUCGUCUCGCAGCAGCUCCAUACCGUUCCGCCAUACGUCGUAGGUGCCUUCUUCACGGUCCUCCUGCCCUUCCUCAGUUGGAGAUACGACAGGCGCACGAUCUUCUUCAUCCUAGGAGCUCCACUCAUGAUGAUCGGAUACAUCAUGUUCUUGGCCAGCACCGAAGCAAUGGUCCGAUACGGAGCUACCUUCUUAAUUGCGUCUGGAGCAUUCUCGUUUGGUGCUCUCUGUAACGCGCAAGGCUCGGCUAACGUGGUAUCUGAUACCGCGCGAGCAUCCGCUAUCGGUACCGUUGUCAUGUUUGGCAACCUAGGCGGUUUGAUAUCGACCUGGAGCUUCUUACCCACAGAUGCUCCCAACUACCCUAUCGGUAAUGGGCUUAAUCUGGCGACCAGCAGUACGAUCUUGAUAUCGAGCACGCUCCUCUUGCUCUGGAUGAACAGAAGCAACAAGCAGCGCGAAAGCAUUGAUAUUCGAUUCAGCUCUGCAGCCAUGCCUUCCGCCAUUGUGAUCAGACAGGUCGAAGGCAAGCCAGGACAAGUCUAUUACCCUCUCGAGAAGAUAACUGUUCCCGAGCCAAAGCCAAAAGACAACGAUGCCGUUAUAACCAUCACAGGCGCCGCGUUGAACCAUCGUGACCUAUUCAUCCGCCAGCACCUCUACCCCGGCACAACCUUUGGCGUCCCCCUUCUUGCAGACGGUGUCGGCAUCGUUAGCUCGACCGGCACGUCAUCCUCCGCGAAAUCAUGGCUGAACAAGCGCGUGCUCCUGAACCCUGGCACAGGCUGGAAGGAUAGCCUCGAGGGCCCAGAACAUCCAAAGGGUUAUGCGAUAAUGGGUGGCACCAAGAGCAACCCCGCAGGUACACUACAAGAUGUGUGUGUGCUAGACGCAGGCGAACUAGAAGAGUGUCCCGAGCACCUCAGUGACGAGGAGGCUGCAGCGCUUCCUCUGACUGGUCUCACAGCCUGGCGCGCAUUCUGGGUCAAGAGCGCAAAUGCAGUUGCAGGGCGAAAUAUCCUGGUUACAGGCAUUGGAGGCGGUGUCGCGCUCAUGGUUCUGCUAUUUGCCGUGGCACAGGGCUGCAACGUGUACGUGACCAGCGGAAACCAGGACAAGAUUGACAAGGCGGUCAAGCUGGGUGCCAAGGGUGGUGUAAUUUACAAGGAGAAGGACUGGGACAAGAAACUGCAGGCUAUGCUGCCCAAGGACCGACAAUAUCUCGAUGCCAUUGUCGAUGGCGCGGGAGGUGACGUGGUCAAAGUGGGUAGUAAAAUACUCAAGGUUGGCGGCAUCAUCUCUAUUUACGGUAUGACCAUCUCUCCCAAGAUGGAUUUCCUCAUGUCCGCUGUGUUGCGCAACAUCGAAGUCCGUGGCUCUACCAUGGGCUCACGGAAAGAAUUCGCCGAUAUGGUACAGUUCGUGAAGGAGAAGAAGAUGAGGCCUGUUGUCAGCCGAAGUGUGCAGGGUCUGGAUAUUGACAAGAUUGAGACACUGUUUGAUGAUAUGAAGAGCGCUAGUCAAUUUGGCAAGUUGGUAGUUGUCCUUGGUCAGGGAAAGCAGAAAGCAUACAAGCCAGACGCUUCGAAACUCACAUCGAUCAUCCGUGUUGAUUCGUCCGAGGUUGUUUCGACUAAGGUACUACUAAUCAAGACACAGCAAAUUGCAGCUAUUGCUGCAGGAUUGGGCUUCUCCUACAAAGCGACAAAGAAAACCACAAUCAUGUCCGCCUACGAUAAGAAGCAGCCCAACAUCUCAAACAACAGUCUAAAACAAGAUGGCUAUUCUAGGAAUGGUGAAGCAACGGCUACUUGUUAUUGCGGAGCUGUACAAUUAGCCUUUCCAACCAAUGCUCCAGGUCUCAUAGAUGUCUUCGUCUGUCAUUGCACUGACUGCCGAAAGAUCACAGCUUCAGCUUUUACAUCCGCAUUCAUUGUGGCAUCUUCCGCUGUCAAGUACAUCCGCGGAGAGGAAGACCUUAAAAUGUUCUCGCAGUCUCAGACUAUCAGCUCUGGGAAGGCCAUGACGAACUGCUUUUGUGAUACAUGUGGGACCCUCAUGUACAGGCUCAGUGAGGCGCAUCCAGAUAUCAGUCUAUUAAGAUUGGGUACGGUGGACGAUUUGAGUUUGAUGGAGGGAGUGCUGAAACCCAGGCGGGAGGUGUUUGUUAAGGAUAGGGUGGAUUGGUUCCAUGGUAUCGAAGGAGUGAGGCAGAGCGAGAUCACGGAGUCAGCAACCAUGAAGUUCAUCAAGCAGAUAGCCCAGCGCUUGAAUCCCGAUUUACACAUUCCUGGGACCGACAGCCCACCUCAGUCGCCAUCACCGAUACGAAAAGCGAAGAGUUCGUCGACACUUCUGGUGACAGAGCAACGGAAGGAACUUUCCACGCCGCCUUCCAACUCAUCCUUAAGAAAGAAAGCAAGUUCCAUGUUCCUGGCCCGAGGAAGUAACAUACAAGAUUUUGCUACUUGGGGCGAUUCACCAACAACAUCAGUUGCGACUACCUCGGCAACGACAACGCCCCCUCUACUAACGCACGCACGCCACUCCUCUGGUCCGGGACUAGGUUCAUCAGCGACAUCAUACUACACACAAGCUUAUUCCACCCAGCCAUCUACACGAACUUCAACAAUCACUGGGACAUAUGAACCUAGAGGUUCUUCGCCAACAUUACCAGCCAUAGCAACACCAUUACCUAUAGCAAUAGCCAUGUCUUCUGUCCGCUCUUCCGAUAAAUCAGUGCCUUACUUCCCUCUCGCAGGCCAAGCAAAGGAUGGGUACUCCAACGCUGAGGAAGCAACAGCGACAUGUUAUUGCGGCACUGUCCAACUCGCUUUCCCAGUCGAAGGACCUGGCUUGGUAUCGACUUUUGUGUGUAAUUGCACCGACUGUCGAAAGAUUACCGCGAGUAUGUUUGCUUCUAACUUUACUGUAAAGGAUAGUCAUCUCCGUCACCUCCGCGGCCAGGAGAACCUCUCCGUUUACAGUCAAGUUGCAACGAUAGCUUCAGGCCACUCAAUGGCGAAUCACUUUUGCAAAACCUGCGGUACGCUCAUGUACCGAGUCGGCGGCGGCUUUCCUGGCUGUUCCAUCCUACGCUUGGGUACUGUGGAUGAUUUUAAUCUAGUAGAGACCAAAUUGAAACCACAGAGUGAGCUUUUCAUCAAGGAUCGUGUGGGUUGGUUCAGCGGCGUGCAGGGGGAUGAAGUAAAGAGGAUGCAGGCUAUGUUGUGA